Messenger RNA from Paramecium pentaurelia, 281 nucleotides. Lineage: Eukaryota; Ciliophora; Oligohymenophorea; Peniculida; Parameciidae. The record is from the annotation of a GenBank genome assembly.
GAUGUUGAGAUGUGACUUAUCAUGUAAGGGUGAAAAAAAUAGCCAUAAUGAAUUUAUUAUUUGGAUAGAGAAUCAUGAAAAUGAAAGAGAGUAAAUAAAAGUACAUCUUGAUGAAACAAUUAGUGAAAUCAAAGGUAAGAUAUUUAAUGGAAUUGAGCCUAAAAAAUCAUAAAUAUAUCAUAAGAGGAAUAAACUUCAGAAUUAAUAGACAAUUCGAUAAUGUGGAUUGAAAGAGAAUGAUAAGCUAUAUAUAAUUUAUGGAUAAAAUAUAAAAGAAUGAA